AUUUGUGUGGAAAUGGCUUUGGGAAAUGGAACAGAAGUGUUCCCCAAGUUUAUAAAAUACUGAAAUAUGAAGUAAUCUGAGCGAAACACUGGAUUCUGAGGAAGUCCACAAGGGCAACGCCAUUAAUUAAAAAGAAGACGAAGAAGAAGUACACUUUGAAAAAAAUUGCGUUUUAAAAGUGUUCUGAGAAGUGUGUUAUUUUUGUGGUAUUUUAUUUUAUACCACUACCGUAUGUACCUGAAGAUUAAAGCCAUGAAUUCCGAUAAUUUGACUAAGCAGGCGGAAGAAGUCGAGGCUCUUAGUUCUAUUUACGGGGACGACUGGACCUUGGAGAGUAACAUAACAAGAUCGUAUCGCAUUCGAAUAAAAGAAGGCGAUAAAGAAGUUUUGUUAUUUGUAACUAUGCCACCUGAGUAUCCAGAAUUAUCUCCACCUAAGUAUGAGUUGUCAGCUCCUUGGAUGGAUAGAGCAGCCAAAAGAAAACUCCUUGAAGAUCUAGAUAAGAUUUAUAUUGAAAACAUUGGCGAAACAGUGAUAUACCAGUGGGUUGAAAAGAUAAGAGAAUAUCUUCAAAGUAUAAAGACAGAAGAGCCAGAAAAGAAGGUUGUCAAUGUCACACCAUCAGUGGAAGAGAUGCAUGUCAACUGUCCGGAAAUAACUCAUGGAGAUGUAAUCGUUGACAGGAAAAGUGUGUUUCAAGGACAUGCAGCUGUAGUACACAGCCUAGAAGAUGUCAAAUCCGUCUUGGCAAAGUUAAAAGAAAAUAAGAAAAUCUUGAAUGCAACACAUAACAUGUACGCUUAUCGUAUAGAACGGAAGACCGCAAAAGGCGUCGUCGUUCUCCAAGACUGCGAUGAGGACGGCGAAGCCCACGCAGGCGGUCGGAUGAUACAUUUGUUGCAAAUCCUCGAACAAAAGAACACGCUGGUUGUGGUGACUAGAUGGUAUGGAGGAAUCCAGCUCGGUCCAGACCGAUUUCGACAUAUAAACAAUGCUGCAAGACAAGCAAUCGAACAAGCUGGUCUGUUGAAGAAAAACGAUAAAUGAUAUAUUGACAAUAUUUAGUUUAUAAAUUAGUGUGUAUUUGUAAAUAUAUUAGUUUAUAUACACAUAUUUAAGUGUGUUGGCAAUGCAGUUCGAUACAUUUUUUUUUAUUUAUCAUUAUACAGGGGCCUUACCAUAAGUUCCUAAGGGCGAUAUAAACAUUUUUCAUAAAUAAAUUACCACUAUCAGCAUGUAUAUCGGUGUCACUGCACCAUGAAUGCCAUCGCGCUUUGAAUAAAUGCUAUGCUGUAAAGUGCUUAUGAUUAUGCACCUGUAACUACUUACACAUUUGUUUUCUGUUGACGAUAAUAAAAAUUAUGUUUAAACUUGCUCAUAUUCAUAUUUUUUGAGUUUUAAAAUUAUCAGCUUAUACCAUUUUUGUAAAAAGUACAGUCAACAGCACAUUAGGUUAUACAAAUCUGUUAAAUUUCUCCACAUGUUUUUAUACUUUAAUGCAUUGACAGUUUAUAAUCAAUUACAAAAAUUUGACAUAUUGUAGUGGUAAACUGAUGCGUAUGUAUAUCGAUAAAAUGGAGUAAAGAUCUCGUAUGUUUAGAUUACAAUUACAUGAAAAUUUAAAGUUAAAUUAUAUAAGUAUAAUAAUUUGAAUGAUUCAAUUGGUGCGUUUUAUUAUUAAGGUGUCUAUCUUUUUCGUAUUCUAUUGUUAUUUUAAUAUUAUGCGAUAAUAAACAAAUUAAUGAAUGAAUUUUCAAUAAUGUGAUAUGUUGAGUCGCUGUAAAUAUUCAUAUUAUUGCAAAAUCGUCGUUUAUAUAACAAUACUCUUGUAACUGGAAAAUUGACCAUACCACAUUUUGCCAUAUUUGGUUAUAUAUUUUCAAACAAAAUGUCGCCUUUUUUAUAUUUACGUGCAAUUUACAUAUAUCAUGGUAGUUAAAAACAGAAUAUAUUGAAUAAGUUUAUUAACGUUUAUGGUUAAUUUCCGACAUACAUAGUAUCGUUAUAUCAGCAAUGAUAUGUGUACUUGAUAGUACUUUCAAUUUGGAAAUAAGACUUAUGUGUACAUUUUUGUAUGUUCUCGAGAAAAUAAAAGCAUUUUUUCGCAUGUUUUUUUUUAUUUCUAUAUAUAACUAUUGUUUCACUUACAAACUAACGAUUUCGUUUUUGUCUUUUAUCCAAAUAAGACAGAAUUCUCAAUCAAAAAACAUAUAAAAAUAUUUUUUAGGUAUAAUUUUUUGUCGAAAAUAAUAUUAAGGUAACCAAUACAUCCAAAAUA
Messenger RNA from Diatraea saccharalis (sugarcane borer), 2278 nucleotides. The record is from the annotation of a GenBank genome assembly. Lineage: Eukaryota; Metazoa; Arthropoda; Insecta; Lepidoptera; Crambidae.